CAACAACAUUCCUCGGUCCGAAGUCGUCACUACAACACAACUUUGAUCAACGUCCGUACUUCGCUAUGGAUGCCAUUCGGUCCGCAGGGAGAGCCAUCAUCCGAAGCCCAAGCAUGGCGAAACAAUCCUGGAGCGCCGGUAGACACAAAAAACAUCCGACAAACACUCGGGGUUUCAGAGGUCGGAUGCCUGCGGUCUGGCAGACAUUGCAGUUCUUCACACAGAUUCCAAGGCUCUAGGCCAGCCCUGAAGAACUUAAUCUGGCUUGAUCCUUUCCUAGUGGCCGAGAAAGCAUAAUGAGAGCUACUCUAUAUAACCACGACGACAGUCCAGGCAUGCCACAGAGCUCCCGGAGAACUGGACAGACACACGGGAGACCAUCCUGGGAGGCAUGACCUUUAACCUCCGGCACCUGGGCAUGACCCUUGUGGACCAGCCCAAGGGGGAGGAGCUGUCAGCCGCCGCCGUGAAGCGCAUCGUGGUAACGGCCAAAGCCAGUGGGAAGAAGCCCCCAAAGGUUUCCCUCAAGGUCUCCCCUCAGGGAAUCGUCCUCCACGACAGACUCACCAGCCGCCUCCUAGACACCAUCUCCAUUUACAGGAUAUCUUACUGCACAGCGGACAAGCUUCAUGAGAAGGUGUUUGCCUACAUCGCCCAGAACACACAGAACGGGACCCUGGAAUGUCACGCUUACCUGUGCUCCAAGAGGAAAGAGGCCCAGGCUGUGACCCUCACCGUAGCCCAGGCGUUUAAGCUAGCUUUCGAGCUCUGGCAAGUGGCCAAAGAAGAGAAGGAACAGAGGGUGAAGUCUGGUUCGGAAGGGGAGGACAGCAACAGUUCCCAGUCUCAGAGAUCUAGCAGUGUGGGAAGCCUGAAAGACACGGAUGUUCCUACAGAGAAGCUUCUGGACUUUGGAGAGCGGGUUGUGGACGUCCACAAGCCCCUGGAGAAGGACAACAACAAUGACGGGCCUGGCGCGGAAAUGGGGGAGGAUUUGGAUGAAGCGUUCUCGAGGCUGGCAGUGUCUCGUACUAACCCCCAGGUCUUGGACGUUGGGGUGACGCCCCAGGAUUGGCUGCUGGAGCCCGACUGGGAUGUAGCCGGGGGAGACGACGCCAGUGGAACCAGCCCCCCCGUGGACAUGCUGCUCAGCUUCUGACCAGUGAUUUUGUCUUUGCUGAGACACGGAGAUACCCUUCCCCCCUCUCUAACAGGCACACGUACACACACGCACGCGUUCACACACACACACGUGCACCAACAAAAAUAUAUUUUCUAUUAGAUUCUUGUAUCAACUAAAUGUUGUCUUAACAGUAUCUGAAUCAGUGUUAUUUUGAUAUACAUGUAAAUACCCUUAAUUUCAUUGAAGUAUUUAUUUUGUAUUCUUGUAAAAAAAAUAAGUACUUGAUAAUAAUCAAGAUGCCUUUAUUACUAACACGAGCACAAUCCGAAUCAGUGCCCGCGAUGUUUCAAUGCAGUUUCUAACGACAUGGACAUGUUAUUAACUGCCUUGGUCCAUCAUUAGAAUUCAGUAUUUUUUUUGUAACGCAUGGUAAAAUACAUUCAUGUUGUGUCUACAGAUGCGCACAAAAUAUGGCCUCCUUAGUUAGGAUAUGAAUGAUUUGAUGCUUAAUCCUAACAUGUACACACAUUGCCUUCUUCAAUUAGGCAGUUUUUAGCUUUGGAUGAAUCCCAGCAGCCUUCAGAGCUGCCACAGUUUAACUUUGUAUACUAACUUUAUUACUGCAAAUAAAAUGUUAUUGUGAUUAA
Molecule: messenger RNA, 1770 nt
Organism: Gadus morhua (Atlantic cod)
Lineage: Eukaryota; Metazoa; Chordata; Actinopteri; Gadiformes; Gadidae
Gene: ldlrap1a
Product: low density lipoprotein receptor adaptor protein 1a
Exons: 10
Coding region: 392-1159 (255 amino acids)
Cellular component (GO): early endosome
Source: RefSeq, a predicted model, not a curated record